AGGUGUGGCAUCAUCAUGAGCUAAAAUUCCCUCUCUUUUAAUACUCCAAGUUCGCUCUUUUAGAAGAGAAAAAACAUAAAGAUCCAUAAACAUCAAGAUAUACUAUACUAAGGAUGUCUCAGAAAAGAAUAUCUUUUGAUCGAAAAGAUUACUCCGAUCAAUGCCAAAUCUUAGUUCCUCUAGCAAAGUUUAUUUUUUUCGCAGUCGUCUUGCCUUCUAUCUUGCCUCAUGCAGAUGCAUUUGAUCCAUUGGAUCCAUUUGGGAACAUCACAAUUAAAUGGGACGUCAUGUCUUGGACACCAGAUGGCUACGUGGCUGUUGUAACGAUGAAUAAUUUCCAAAUGUAUCGGCAUAUUAUGAGCCCUGGAUGGACUUUAGGAUGGAACUGGCCAAAGAAAGAAGUGAUAUGGUCCUUAGUGGGAGCACAAACAACAGAGCAAGGUGAUUGUUCCAAGUUUCAAGGAAAUGUACCACACUGCUGCAAGAAGGACCCUAUACUUGUUGACUUGCUUCCUGGAGUUCCCUAUAAACAACAGUUCAGCAACUGCUGCAAAGGUGGGGUCCUCGCGUCUUGGGGUGAAGAUCCUUCAGAGUCGGUAUCUGCCUUUCAGAUUAGUGUUGGACUUGCUGGAACAUCAAACAAGACAGUAAAACUACCCAAGAAUUUCAGUUUGCUUGGUCCAGGACCAGGCUACAGUUGUGGCCCUGCAAAGAUAGUGCCGUCCACGGUUUUCCUCACUGAUGAUCAUAGGCGAAAAACUCAAGCAUUGAUGACCUGGAACGUGACAUGCACCUAUUCUCAGUUUCUUUCAUCCAAGUACCCGAGUUGUUGUGUUUCUUUCUCAACUUUCUACAAUGACACGAUCACUCCUUGCCCAUCCUGUGCUUGUGGUUGCAGUCAUAAACACAAUUGCAUCAUGGGAGACUCGGAAAAAUUGAAAAGGAAGGGAAUAAACACUCCAAAAAAGGAUAAUGAACCACUGCUACAAUGCACGCACCACAUGUGCCCAAUAAGAGUGCAUUGGCAUGUUAAGAUCAAUUACAAGGAUUAUUGGAGAGUCAAGAUUGCUAUCACUAACUUCAACUACAGAUUGAACCAUACACAGUGGACACUGGUAGCACAACAUCCUAAUCUCAACAAUGUCACUCAAGUUUUCAGCUUCAACUACAAGCCUCUCGUCCCUUACCAAUCCAUUAAUGACACUGGCAUGUUCUAUGGUAUGAAGUUUUACAAUGAUCUCUUGAUGGAAGCUGGACCUUCGGGGAAUGUUCAAUCUGAGGUGCUUAUGCAAAAAGAUAAGAACACAUUUACACUGAAAUCAGGAUGGGGAUUUCCUCGGAGAGUCUACUUUAAUGGAGAUGAAUGCAAACUUCCCCCUCCGGAUUCAUACCCAAAAUUGCCCAACUCUGCUGAAAAAAUAUCAUUUUCAUUUCCAAGAACUGCAAUUUGCACGAUUUUGAUGAUUUUCCUCAUCUGGUAACGGAAAAAAUAACUCAGCAACAACAUAUUUUACUGGCGCUUCUCAUAACAUUUAGAUUGUGUUCCAUCAUCAAGAGCUUGUUCCGGUUGUUUUAAAUCGCGUGCAUGUGGAUAGGAUAGUGAAAUUGAACCUUGUUCAUUUUAUUGUAUGUAUAUCCGGAGAUAACAAUUGUCUUAUGUACAAGAUUCUU
Messenger RNA from Lycium ferocissimum, 1671 nucleotides. Its product is annotated as COBRA-like protein 4. NCBI's taxonomy places the organism in Eukaryota, Viridiplantae, Streptophyta, Magnoliopsida, Solanales, Solanaceae. Gene Ontology annotation, biological process: cellulose microfibril organization; plant-type cell wall cellulose biosynthetic process. Bases 114 to 1481 code for a protein of 455 amino acids. Gene Ontology annotation, cellular component: plasma membrane. The record is from RefSeq and is a predicted model, not a curated record. The transcript has 6 exons.